AGGGAUUUCGGCGCUGAUAGGGGACUCUCAAUGGAUUUGCCAUGGUGACAUGAAGCAGACAGCGAGGGACACCGGACUGUCGGAACGAAGAGAACUUGCACAUGCGGCCUGCUAGUAUUUUAAGUUAUUAUUAGUAUUAUUAUUCAAAUUUCUUUUACUCUUUUUUUUCUUUUCUUCCCCUCCCCUGGGGCUUGAAAGGGGAGGGGAGUGGGCAAGGGAGAGGAGCCUGAAUUUGCUCUGCGGAUGCAAGGAUGACUGUGCUGGCGAGGGUCCGGAGGAGUAUCCGACAGGUAUCUCCACAGGUUGUGUUGCUCCUGCUCUUUGCCUUUUGCUUGCUCAGUGUUUUUGUCUCUGCGUAUUAUUUAUAUGGGUGGAAAAGGGGCUUGGAGCCCUCUGGGGACGUGCCAGGGCCAGACUGUGAUGAGCCCAAGGUUGCCCCCUCCCGCUUGCUCCCGCUGAAGGCCCUCAAGGUGGCCGAUUCCUCCCGCACGGACCCCCUGGUGCUGGUGUUUGUGGAAAGCCUCUACUCUCAGCUGGGCCAAGAGAUUGUGGCCAUUUUGGAGUCGAGCCGCUUCAAAUACAGGACAGAGAUCGCCCCGGGGAAAGGGGACAUGCCCACCCUCACCGACAAGGAUCGGGGACGCUUCGCCCUCAUCAUUUAUGAAAACAUCCUCAAGUACGUCAACCUGGACGCCUGGAACCGUGAGCUGCUGGACAAGUACUGCGUGGAGUACGGCGUGGGCAUCAUCGGAUUCUUCAAGGCCAACGAGAACAGCCUGCUGAGUGCUCAGCUGAAGGGCUUCCCCCUCUUCCUGCACUCCAACCUCGCACUGAAGGACUGCAGCAUCAACCCCAAGUCGCCCCUCCUGUACAUCACGCGCCCCAGCGAGGUGGAGAAGGGAGUGCUCCCAGGGGAGGACUGGACCGUCUUCCAGUCCAACCACUCCACCUACGAGCCGGUCCUCCUGGCCAAGACCAAGUCAGCAGAGUCGAUACCACACAUGAGCGUGGACGCAGCUCUGCACACCACGGUCAUGCAGGACCUGGGUCUUCACGACGGCAUCCAGAGGGUGCUUUUUGGCAACAACCUCAACUUCUGGCUGCACAAACUGGUCUUUGUAGACUCUGUUUCCUUCCUAACGGGCAAGAGGCUGUCCCUGCCCCUUGACCGCUACAUCCUGGUGGACAUUGAUGACAUCUUUGUGGGCAAGGAAGGCACUCGCAUGAAGGUGGAAGAUGUCAAGGCGCUGUUCGACACUCAGAACGAGCUGCGCACCCACAUCCCAAAUUUCACCUUCAACCUGGGAUACUCAGGGAAAUUCUUCCACACAGGUACCGACGCUGAGGAUGAGGGCGAUGACCUGUUGCUGUCCUAUGUGAAGGAGUUCUGGUGGUUCCCACACAUGUGGAGUCACAUGCAGCCUCACCUCUUCCACAACCAGUCGGUUCUUGCGGAGCAGAUGACCUUAAACAAGAAAUUCGCUGUCGAACAUGGCAUCCCCACUGAUAUGGGCUACGCAGUGGCUCCCCACCACUCGGGCGUGUACCCUGUCCAUGUGCAGUUGUACGAAGCUUGGAAACAGGUUUGGUCAAUCAAAGUCACAAGCACGGAGGAGUAUCCCCACCUGAAACCUGCUCGCUACCGCCGUGGCUUCAUCCACAACGGCAUCAUGGUACUGCCCCGGCAAACCUGCGGCCUCUUCACUCACACCAUCUUCUACAAUGAAUACCCUGGUGGCUCCAGUGAGCUGGACAAGAUCAUCAAUGGGGGUGAACUGUUCCUGACUGUGCUGCUUAACCCUAUCAGCAUCUUCAUGACUCAUUUGUCCAAUUAUGGCAACGAUCGCCUGGGUUUGUACACCUUCAAACAUCUGGUCCGUUUCCUCAACUCCUGGACCAACUUGAAGCUGCAGACUUUGCCACCUGUGCAGUUGGCCCAGAAAUACUUCCAGAUCUUCUCUGAGGAGAAGGACCCUCUGUGGCAGGAUCCCUGUGAAGACAAGCGGCACAAAGACAUCUGGUCCAAAGAAAAGACCUGUGACCGGUUUCCAAAGCUGCUCAUCAUUGGGCCUCAAAAAACAGGAACAACUGCCCUUUAUCUCUUCUUGGGGAUGCACCCAGAUCUGAGCAGCAACUACCCCAGCUCGGAGACCUUUGAGGAGAUACAGUUCUUCAACGGACACAACUAUCACAAGGGCAUCGACUGGUACAUGGAGUUCUUCCCUAUCCCCUCCAAUACCACCUCUGACUUCUACUUUGAAAAAAGUGCCAACUACUUUGACUCAGAAGUAGCUCCCAGGCGGGCUGCAGCCCUGCUCUCCAAGGCCAAGGUCAUCACGAUCCUCAUCAACCCUGCAGAUCGAGCCUACUCCUGGUACCAGCAUCAGCGAGCUCACGAUGACCCAGUCGCCCUGAAAUACACCUUCCAUGAGGUGAUCACAGCUGGACCUGAGGCUGCUCCUAAGCUCCGGACGCUGCAGAACCGCUGCCUGGUCCCAGGCUGGUACGCUACCCACAUCGAGCGCUGGCUGAACAACUACCAUGCCAACCAGAUCCUUGUGCUGGAUGGCAAACUGCUCCGAACAGAACCUGCCAAAGUGAUGGAAACAGUCCAGAAAUUCCUUGGGGUGACCAGCUUCAUCGAUUAUCACAAAACCCUGGCGUUUGAUCCGAAGAAAGGAUUCUGGUGUCAGCUUCUGGAAGGAGGGAAGACCAAAUGCUUGGGAAAAAGCAAAGGGAGGAAGUACCCUGAGAUGGAUUCAGAUUCACGAGCUUUCCUGCGGGACUAUUGGCCUGAGCAACAGAGCAGUGAGGCUGCGAGGAGGGCCCCCGUCUGA
Molecule: messenger RNA, 2837 nt
Organism: Tinamus guttatus (white-throated tinamou)
Lineage: Eukaryota; Metazoa; Chordata; Aves; Tinamiformes; Tinamidae
Gene: NDST1
Product: N-deacetylase and N-sulfotransferase 1
Cellular component (GO): Golgi apparatus
Molecular function (GO): deacetylase activity; hydrolase activity; heparan sulfate N-sulfotransferase activity
Source: RefSeq, a predicted model, not a curated record